Messenger RNA from Rana temporaria (common frog), 1954 nucleotides. It is a transcript of the gene TCAIM, whose product is annotated as T cell activation inhibitor, mitochondrial. The record is from RefSeq and is a predicted model, not a curated record. Bases 177 to 1652 code for a protein of 491 amino acids. NCBI's taxonomy places the organism in Eukaryota, Metazoa, Chordata, Amphibia, Anura, Ranidae. The transcript is spliced from 11 exons. Gene Ontology annotation, cellular component: mitochondrion.
UCCGGGAUUGGAGGAGAACCGGAUCACGUGGGCAAAGCAGCAGGAAGCCGUGUGUUGGGAGAUCAGAGAGACACACUGAGGACUGUCAUGGAUGUGACACAAUGGUGACCGGCUGCUGGGGGGGACAGAAGGUUCUUCUUUGAUUUCUGCAUGCUGAGUUACUCUGUGAAACUGACAUGUUUGGUGGUUGCAAAGCCACAAAGAGGCUGUGUUGGGGUAAGGUGCUUUUUGCAUAUCUACUCCAAACCAGGAACCUCUCGGGUGCAGAUGCAGUCAAUGCUCUAAGACCUUUCUAUUUUGCUGUGCAUCCUGAUUUCUUUGGUCAGCAUCCAAGAGAAAGAGAGGUCAAUGAAAACUCCCUAAAACGGUUAAAUGGAUAUCUGGAGAAUCUUCAGAAGCCUGGACAUCAUUCACACAAGCCAGCCCAGCUCACAUUUUAUGUUCGAGAAACUGAGCAGAUUUCUGAGAAUGACCAAGAAUCCUCCAAAAUACCAGGAUUCCGAACGGUCAGCUUCACUUUAGAUAGCAGAGACCUGCUCAGCACGGUGUUGGGUAUUCUCAAUUCAUGCAGCUUAUCCACAGACCAUGUCCAGUGUUCGGUUAAAGGUACGGCAUCUCCAAGGAAAGGAGCAACCACAUUUUACAGACCCAUCAAGUGGAACAAGAGCUAUUAUGCCUUCACUGGAUUCAAGGACCCAGAGGCAGAACUGGAACAAGCACAUAGAGCAGAAAUAACUAUUAUUCCAUGGUUAGAAAGUAACCGAGAAGUAGCCCUAAAGAAGCUGCAAGACAGUAUUUCUCUAAGGGAAGAACUAGAACGUUUGAAGAAAGAUUUGUCCGACCAACUUCAGCUGUCUGAUGUCAGAUGGCAGAGAAGUUGGGGUAUCGCUCACCGUUGUGGGCAACUUCAUAGUCUAAGCCGACUAACUCAACAAAGCAGUGAGUCUUUAAAGAUGGCAAAGGGACGCGUAGUGAUAUUCACAGAUCGAACAGGCAUGAGUGCAGCAGGACAUGUAAUGCUAGGGACCACAGACGUCCAUCACCACUGGACCAGGCUCUUUGAAAGUAUACCGAGCUAUUACCUCCUUCAAGGAAAGGUACUGCAGCUACAGGACCGAGUCAGCCAUCUAUUAGGAGGUAUCGAAAUCAUGCACAUCGAAGAGAUGCAACCACUGCUAUCCAUAGAGGAAUAUUGCUCAGCCCUAGAUGCCUUCUGUAACAAGCUGCUGAAAAGAAGAGUUCCUAUCCAUCCUCGCAGUCUACGAGGCUUACAGAUGAUUUUGGAAAAUGAUCGUUUUGUGCCACGGUUACAUGAGAUGGGACACUUCAGCAUACCGUCUGUAUGUGAUCCUGCAUCCCUGCAAUGGUUUCUUGUGACGCAUGCACAGAAAGCCAGAGACAACUUGAAAAGGAAAGAGGAGUUAAAAUUUGUAGAACAGGAGCUGACCAAAGCUUGCAAGGCCAGAGCAUCUCUGAGCCGACUGUAUAAGGAGCCCAGUGUAUCCAGCAAACAAAUGAUUGACUGUUGUCGACGACUGAUUGAAGAACCAUUGCCUAGUCUGGAUGGCAUGCACCUCUGUGUCUCUCAUUACUACUCAAUUCUGCAAGAUGGAGACUUAUGUAUCCCCUGGAACUGGAAAAGCAAAUCAUAGCUUACCUCAGUAAUUGGCAAUCACACAUACUUUAAUAUACGCAUAGAUCUUUAAUAUCUAGACUCAACUACAUAUAUUUGUUAUGCAUUUUUGCAAUCGAGCAGUUCAGAUAUCAGUAUGUUCUACUGGACUGUGAAUACUGUAUUAGUGGAGAAUGACUGCAUUACAACCUUAAUGUACAAAUCAAAGAGAAUGUUAGCCAUGAUCUUUGGAAGUUCUAAUUGUUAUCUAUGAUAACGGAGACAAUGCUGGGCAGUACUGUAGUAGCUUAUUUAGGAAUAAAUGGUUUGGGUCAUGAAUAA